Torulaspora globosa is the source of this 996-nucleotide messenger RNA. Its product is annotated as PPIL4 family peptidylprolyl isomerase. Gene Ontology annotation, molecular function: peptidyl-prolyl cis-trans isomerase activity; RNA binding. Gene Ontology annotation, cellular component: nucleus. The record is from RefSeq and is a predicted model, not a curated record. The coding region runs from base 1 to 996 and encodes 331 amino acids. The transcript has a single exon. Gene Ontology annotation, biological process: protein peptidyl-prolyl isomerization. Lineage: Eukaryota; Fungi; Ascomycota; Saccharomycetes; Saccharomycetales; Saccharomycetaceae.
AUGAGCGUCCUGAUAGAAACCACAGUGGGAGAGAUUGUCGUCGACUUGGACUUCGAACACUUCAAGAUUGAAUCAUACAACUUCCUUAAGCUUUGCAAGUGCAAAUUGUACGAGUACCAAUGCCUUUACAACAUCAGGAAGAAUCAGACUGUUGAGUUUGGUGAUCCACUAAUCGGCUUUGGAGAUAGAAAAGAACUCCGAGUCCAUAAUACUUCCAUUGAAGGGAUUCUCCGACCAAACAGCGACGGUGAAGUAAAGGCGCUGUUGAUCAAACCCAGUAGAGAAGAUAACCUUCCGAUUCAAGCACAAAAGGGGAGUCUCGGGGCUGUUAUAAAACCUGGUGAUCCACUCAAUCUAAUUGGAUCUAGAAUGGUAAUUACCCUUAACGAGGAACCGCGGGAGCUCGAGAACAUCGUAUUCUUCGGUAAUGUCGUUAAGGAAAGCUUCCCAAUUUUGGAUCGAAUCAAUGCUGCAGUAGCUGACAGGUCGGGACGGCCGCUAAUUGACAUCAGAAUUCGCAAAAUGCAUCUCAUUCAUGACCCGUUCCCGGACCCACCCAACUUCCGGACACUAGACGUCUCUCAGCCAUUCGAAGACGUCCGCUUACCUGACGACCUUCAGUUGGCAUUCUGCCAGGAUUCUCUGCAACAGGAAAUCCACAUUGAUAUCAGGAGAAAGGAACUGUCUCUGGAAAUAAUGGGUGAUUUACCGGGAGUCGGACUAAAGCCAUCCGAUAAAGUGCUAUUCGUAUGUAAACUCAAUCCGUUGACAAGAGCAAAGGAUAUAGCAACGAUAUUUCAGCGCUUUGGCUACGUUAAGUCUGUGGAAAUUGUCAGAGACAAGGAGAGCGGUCGUUCGCUCGGUUAUGGUUUCAUAGAGUUCGAUAGCAAGAAAUCUUGCGAUUCUGCAUACAAGAGCAUGGACGGCGUCCUGAUCGAUGAUAGAAGAAUACAUGUAGACUUCAGCCAGUCUCUCAAAAAAAGUCAAGUGCGUUAA